Molecule: messenger RNA, 1196 nt
Organism: Lagenorhynchus albirostris (white-beaked dolphin)
Lineage: Eukaryota; Metazoa; Chordata; Mammalia; Artiodactyla; Delphinidae
Source: RefSeq, a predicted model, not a curated record
AUGCCCCCGGGCCCGUUGCCUGGCAGGUGACAUGCCAGUCCCUACUCCCAGGUGGCUUUUUGGCCCAGGUGGGCCAGCCUGGGGGUGAGGGCAGGAGCAAAGCCCCAGCUACCCCUCCUCGGUCAGUGGGACCCAAGGCUUUGGGAGGCAGGAGUGGGUGUCCCCCAACCUUCAGAUGUCCUAGAGUGUCCAGGAGUGGGGGCUGGUCACCUUGGGGAGAGGCCAGGGGCUUGGCAGAAGGGGUGGCGGGCAGGACUGAGUCCUCAGGCAGGCGUUGCGGGGCGGGGGGGGGGGGGCGUGCCUGCCCCCAGCUGCCCUCUAGCUGUUUCUUGUUCUUCUUUUGACCCCCGCCUAUGUCCCGUCAUCCCCCCUUUGAACAAAAUUUCUGUUCCUGUUCCCUGUGUCCCCACCCCGUCCCCCAAGAGCAUAAGCUAUCAUUGUUGUAUUUGCAAUCUAUGGACUAGAGGUUUAACUAUUUAUUACUAUUGGUUAAUUAUUAUUAUUAUUAUUGAUUAUGUAAAUUUGCCUCCUGUCUGUCUAUCGCGUUGUGUUCCUGAGGUGACCCCGGGUGUGGAGGAUGCACUGGUCCCCACUCCGCGCCCUACCCCUAAGCUGUCCAGGAGACAGUGCUCAGGGCCGCUGGUUGGGCCCCACCACCCUGGGAGCGGGUCCCACGGCCCGUUCUCCCCGCCCUCCGUCCUUGUCCAGGGCUGGAGCCGCUGUGGCUUCUGUCCUGGGGCGCGUGGGGGCUGUUGCUCAUGAGACGCUGGUCGAAGUGAGCAGCUGUGAUGAGAGAAGGUCCCGUCUCGGCCGCCCCCUGCCCCCCGUGCUGGCGGCACUGGGCACCGGGCAAGAGCCCCUCCCUGGUCACUUCCACCCACUGUCCCAGGCAGGGAGGGGAGGGGGCAGGGCCCCAGCUCUCUCCAAGUCUCUCUUGGCCCUCCCACCCCUCCUGCCGGCCCAGUGCCCCGGCAUCAGGGGUCCCCCAGAAUGGACCCGGCCCCCUCCUAUUAUUUGCUGGAAAGUCCAGCGGAGGAGAGGUGGCAGGUCCCCCCGCAUGGCUCCCGGUCCCUCUGGACGGGGCUGCCCCACCUCAGAACCCCUUCCCAGCGCGGCCGCUCUCUCAUCCCUGUCCUGUCCCCUUCUUUUGUAUUUGGAAACGACGUGUUGUAAUAAAUCCUGAGAUGGAUGUUUUC